AUGCAGAUUUGCCGUGUAUGUGGCGCUCAUCGUAAAGAGGGCGAGUUUUACCGUAGCAGGUGUAAGGAAACGCUGUUGAUAAUGCUGUGUGCCAUGCUAGAAAAGGAAGAAAUAGAAAUGUCGGAUGCGCAAGAUUUAUACAACGAGAGCGUCCGUUUAGGCAAACGCAUCUGUAGAAGUCAUUUCAAAGAAGCGGUUCCUUAUAUUAGCAAUGUGGUUGACAUGGCAUGUAAAACUGUUGUGAAAGAUCUAUCCACUUUGUCGAGUGAUGCUAUAAAAGAAGUUGUUGCUCAUAUCGAAUCGUGUUGUCAAGCCAUAGAUCCAAGUUUCACGUUGACAGCCACCCAUCUGAUUUCCUAUUAUCGAUGCUUUGGUGGGGGUGGAGUGUCUCCACCCCUCGCAUCUCGAAAAAGAAAGGAACCAGCUCAUUCCCCUACUUCACAAGGCAGCCGGCAGAAGACUGUCCAGGAUGCUCUAAUGCAGCUCAUGGUGCCAUCUCAUUCAACAUCUAGUCUUCAAGAUAUUCUAAAAUUUGACGGAACGGACCCCAAACUACUCGAUCAAGAAUUUCGUAUAAAAGGAAGUCAACUGCUGAAACUAUUUCGCUUCUGCCCAUCUUGUGGGUCUAAAAUAUCUGACUCGACAGGAUGUGUGAGUCUGAGAGCUGCUGGAAUGACCCCUAUUGUGCAUUACAUCUGCACAGCAUGUUCCCCGUUCGAGAAAUGUUUCCAAGGGCAGGAAGAAGCUCAUUCAAGUGAGAUGUCCCUAGGAAGCAAUUUGGAGGCUGUUAUGACUGCAAUAGAAACCGAACUCUCAUCUGCGAAUUCGCAACGGUUGGAUGAAAAAGUUACCGCCGACAGAGCGUUGCACGACUCUAGUAUUGGUGAAGUGAUCGAUUCUAGUCAGGAAAAAAGGUGCAAAAAGGAAACAAACUCCGAUUCGUCGUUGCUGCAAUCAACUUCCGACAACAAAGAUGGUCUGGAUUGCAGUGAUGUAAACGAUAACGCUGUUUGCAACCCUUCCCAAAACGUGACACUAUAG
This is a messenger RNA of Cooperia oncophora, 1041 nucleotides long. NCBI's taxonomy places the organism in Eukaryota, Metazoa, Nematoda, Chromadorea, Rhabditida, Trichostrongylidae. The record is from the annotation of a GenBank genome assembly.